AUGAAAAAUCCAUCAAACAAGGACCUUCUAUAUAGGGGUGUCAAUGGAUCCAGAAAGUCCAGGCUAGGUCAGGAUUUUGCCGACUUGACCCGGGAGACCCUUGUUCAUCACACUAUUAGAAACUUUGUAAUAAACGGGAUUGCUUCCGGAUUGAUGAACAUUUGUGUCUUCAGCUUUCAAAAGAAAACCAUGGAGUUUAAACAAAAUAAGGGAACCGCGGAAGACCCGGAAUACAAUUUCAUUUACUUAUUGGCACAGCAUGCAGCAAAUGCUACAGACGGGACAACAAACCACCGUGUAAUUCAUGUUCGAAUCCUUUCUAUUAUUCAAUUGAUCCCAUACAAGGAGAAAGAGGCUUGA
Molecule: messenger RNA, 360 nt
Organism: Acaulospora morrowiae
Lineage: Eukaryota; Fungi; Glomeromycota; Glomeromycetes; Diversisporales; Acaulosporaceae
Source: the annotation of a GenBank genome assembly